Messenger RNA from Pangasianodon hypophthalmus (striped catfish), 8063 nucleotides. It is a transcript of the gene shisa9b, whose product is annotated as shisa family member 9b. NCBI's taxonomy places the organism in Eukaryota, Metazoa, Chordata, Actinopteri, Siluriformes, Pangasiidae. Gene Ontology annotation, biological process: regulation of AMPA receptor activity; regulation of short-term neuronal synaptic plasticity. The transcript is spliced from 4 exons. Gene Ontology annotation, cellular component: AMPA glutamate receptor complex; postsynaptic density; dendritic spine membrane. The coding region runs from base 362 to 1525 and encodes 387 amino acids. The record is from RefSeq and is a predicted model, not a curated record.
CACACACGCAGCAGUGAUGCAUGCGAAGUGAUGUAGCCUGUCGUAGUUAAAGGAGGAUAUCUGUAUCGCGCAUGGGCGCCGCUUGUUUCUGUUUUUGGUCUUGUUUAAUUUGUGUUGUAUGUUUCAGAGGCGACGUGCAGCGACAGUAAAACGGAGGCACCGUAAGUUGCUCGCGCUUCUCCGACAGCCGACUGUUGCGCCAGGAGCGCGUCCGUCAGACAUGAGCGGAAACGCGGACGGCGGCGACGCGCUCGCGGAAAACGAGCUUCUCUCCACUUCAUGAGGCGCGAGCUGCGAUUCUGUUGCGUUCCGGAGUGGAAGCGGAUACCAAAAAAAGAAAAAGCGGAGGAGCGCGCGCAGGAUGAGAAGCUCGGAGCUGCUGCUCGCCUACUUUCUCGUGAAAGUUGUGGCGUGCGAUGUAGCCGGUGAGAGCGCUAGACAAGUCGGUUCGGUGGCCGUGUCUGGCUCCAACGAGUCCCGUGACGACGAGAGCGGUCUCUCGGAGCCUCCGCACACAGAGGAUAAAUGCAGGGGCUACUACGACGUGAUGGGCCAGUGGGACCCGCCGUUCGUGUGCCGCACGGGCAGCUACCUGUACUGCUGCGGCACGUGCGGCUUCCGCUUCUGCUGUGAGUUCAAGGAGUCGCGCCUGGACCAGCGCGCGUGCACUAACGACGGCACACCGCCGUGGUCAAUGACGGGCAGACCGCCACCCAAGAAGAGCGACCCGGCGCACGACCCCACGAGGGAUAAAACCAAUCUAAUCGUGUACAUCAUAUGCGGAGUGGUCGCCAUCAUGGCUCUGGUGGGGAUUUUCACCAAACUCGGGCUUGAAAAGGCGCAUCGACCUCACAGAGAAAACAUGUCUAGAGCGCUGGCGCACGUGAUGCGGCAGACAGGAGGAGAGGAACGCGAGGAGAGCCUGGCUGUGCAUGGACAGCCCUAUGAGAACCUGCAGACCAGGACAACAGGAAACAACCUGCAAAGCAACCAGAUAAACAGUGUGGGUCCAGGAUCAGGCCUAAUGCAGGCAAUGACCCAGUACCCCACACUGGGACAGGCCUCUCACACCUAUGAGCAACCCCAGCCUGUCAAAGAGCUCAACAAAUAUGCAUCAUUGAAAGCAGUAGCUGAGAAAGCUAACGAGAACUUUUACACAAAUCGGAGACAUGGGGUGGAAUUGACGACCAAAGGCACACUACCCCUGCAUCCAGUGCAACUUGAGCCGGAGCCAACCAACCCUUAUAGCCCAGAGUUGCCUUGCCAAAAACAAAAUGGACACAAGGCCAAGACCAUUAAGGUGUCAGGCUCACACCCAUUGCCCUAUGGCUCCAACACCAUUUCUGCCCCAGGCAUGCUGAGGAGCCGGGAUGGAUCAGAGGCGCUUGGGCGUCGCCACACAUAUGCCCCUAAAAAGCACAGCACGCUACUGGAGCAGGUCAAUGAGCUGAGCUCACACAGCCAGCAUUACCUGCCUCCCCACCCAUACUUCAUCAGUAACAGCAAGACUGAGGUGACCGUGUGAGAGAUAUGACACAGCCAGCUGACCUGAGCCAGACUAGAGUAAUGGAAGAGGGAAAGAAAGAUUUGAGGAGGCCUAAGAGUUGUUUUUUUUCUCUUAGGGCCUGGCACUGGCAGAGCUGCAUCUGACCAUCUUCCUGGGCCCCAUGUGUAGGAUCUGUACUUUUUUCUUUUCAGGAAUGAUUGUGCAUGAAAAAGGAUGGUGUAGGACUCAUUCCACAGCAACAAGCAGUAUAUUUUAUAAUCAGUACUCUCUCAGUUUCAGUUACUGUAAUGUCUGCAUUAUAAUGCAAUUUAACAGUAUAGUUAUAAGCUUAUGACACAAACAAAUUGUUCAGCAGACUAUAAAAUUGUAAUGCAAUUACACUCAUCUGCAGUGGAUUAUGGAAACAGUGGUAGUCUGUUCAGUAAGUCUGUAAUGCUGUAUACAGGACUGCAUAGUUCUGGGAUACAUGGCCAGCAAUGUGUCUGAGUACCUUCCUGUACCUCAGGCUCAAAUGGGGCAGAAACUCAAUUCUGGACAGUUAAUUUUUCUUAAUCUUGCCUAGUUCAUUUUGAUAUUGUCUCGGAACAAUGCAUACCACAACCACAACCAUAUCUGUACUGAUACAGCAUACAUCUGAUAAACCUGGGGCCUGUGCUUGUCUGUCAAACCUGGCAUUUAAAAACUUUGUGCAUUUUAAAGGCAAUUCCAGUGUUUUGUCAACAAAGGUGAAUAUAUAGGCCUCUAUUUUCAUGCAGAUAUAAGUGUAAUUUGCUUAGUAAUGCCAGCCUGUUGCCAUUUUAUUUGGGCACACGACAAUUUUUUCACAUUUGCUCACAUUCUCUCACUGUUGAUAUUUUAAAGGUCAUAAACAAAUGAUGGUAGAAUGGCAAAAAAGUGGGUGUGUCAUUUGAAACCUGCCAGUGCAGUGGUAUUUUUAAACCCAUUUGGUCCAAAAAAUGCAUGUGCAUUACCACCUCCCGAGACCUAUUCUUAGCACAGAUGCAUGGAUAAGACUCUAUUUUCCUGACGUGAGACACAGAAUUAUUAGUCUUCUUCAAUUUCUUACAACCCUGUUUUGUGGAUGUUCACUAUUUAUAUCACUCUUAUAUCACCCCACUUGAAUAUAAAUAGGCCAAUUCACCUAAAUGCUAACCAAGUACAACACAGUUAUUUAUUUUAUCUGUAACAAUAAGAAUGCUAGUUACAGAUGUAGUGCACCUAUGCAUGCAUGACUAGACCUUCAACAAGGUCAGAGUGACAGUGAUGUAGUGUUUGCUAUAAAUAACUUCAUACCAUGGCAUGUCACGGUAGGGACUGAGCAUUCAGCCUGUUCGUAGGCUGUAGUGAUGACUUCUGUCACCCAGUGGGUCUCUGCUUAGACAAGGGAGCACCCACAUUAUGACAUAUGAAUGACUGGCCUGAUGAACAAAUAUCUUGCCUUGCGGUUCUACCAUAACGUAUAAAUACUACCGUAAGGUAUGCACUGGACGCAGUAGGGAAUGUUCUGCAGAUUGACUUUUGCAGAACGAUGCAAGGAUAAUAUCCUGGUUCACAAAUUUUAGUGAGUUAACCUUAGGCAGGAUCUGUGGGUUUGGCCACAAGGUUACUCUGGAAUCAUUUAGCCGACAGCACAUGCUGGGUGAGCUUAUCACCUGGGCAUGCAGUUUCCUCAUCCUUUUUCCUCUGGUGAUCUCCAGCAAAAAGCAAUCUUCAGUGAUACCCAUUAUAGAGCAGCAUAUCAUAUGGAUGCUUGUAUGGAGAGGUGUUAAGGGACUCCUACAUGAGGGGGAAGUCCCUCCCCAGGUGUUGCUUUUGGAGGGUGCAUGGUAGAUUGAGGCAUCUAGCUUUCAGAAACGCUGUCUAUAGCUCCCACCAAUUCACCAGUAUAGACUGGGAAUUGCCACUAACCAGCAUUCAAGAAGGCUAGCACUUGUCCAGUGCACUGGGUCCAAUCAACAGUGCACAUACCAUUUUUGGAAAAGUUUCCACCUAAUACAAAGCCCACAUACUAGGGACUCCUACAGUGCAGUCAUUGAGUUUCCCACUGCUCUGAGGAGCCAACACUACAGGCACAGGAGACUGGCCGAGGGUGCCACAGCUCCCCCAUUCAUGUCAGGGCAUCCCAACCACUAGCAAAAGCAGCAGUGGACACCAGGGUCUCACUAGCCAUUCCGGGGCCAUGAGUAGAACUCUGUGGUUUGCUUGCUGAAUUGCUAAAACACAUCUGACAAUGAGCCAACUCAGUGUCAGCAAAGACCAUUUGUGCCUGGCCAAAGGUUUCCCAGAUCUGCUGCAUGACCUUUGGGUGCAAGUUCCACUCUUUUGGGCAUAUGCUGCCCCACUGUGUUGAACUGGUAGGUAAAUUGCUGUCGCUCAGGCUAGCCAUCAGUGAGCUUUGAAGCUGGGGCCUGAUUAGGUUGAUACAAAGGCAGUAGACACACAUCUAGUGGCUGUCCGCAGGCUUCUGGAUUCACAAUCCUAAGUACUUGGAGGUUCAGGUUGAACUCAGCAUGGUCUGCUUGAAUAGUUAGCCGCAAAUCCAAAAGCUGAAUGCAACAGACAAACAGUUUCUGAAUCAUUUUGCAGAGGUUUUGUUGGGGUGAGAGUGAAUGGAGAGAAAAAAAUGGUGUGAAAAACUUUAAGUGCCAAGUGAGUGACUUUGCUGGGGUGCAGACGGCAGCAAAGCUCAAGGCCUGCUCCAGUCCUGUUAGUGCCAAUAGCUCCGGUGGAUCUGAGGGACAUGGAUAGGUGAGGGUGAGUUGGUGACUACGUGAGGAUGCUGUUGACAGCAUAAGGGUGAUGGAGGCCCUGGUGAAUGUAAGGGAAAUGCUUGACACACAUGCUCCUAUCUCAUAGUACAAAGUGACUGAGUGAGCUGCUUGACAGAUAUGCAGUUGGCAGCACAAAGCCAAUGAAGGGACACACAUGUUCCUAUCCUGCGAACUGGAGCAAGCCACUAAACAACAACGAUCUAGCUAGGUUGGACAGUACAUAAGUGUGACACAAUAUAGGCUAGGUUGCUAAGCUAGCAACAAGAGAAAACAUAAGCUAGCAAAUCACAGCCCAACUCUCCAGCCAAGUAUGAAAUGGAUAUAAUCACUGUGUUGGAGAGGAACAGAAGAAGAAAACAGGAGCAUAUCACAGCUUUGGAGGAUAGAAAAACUAUAGCUCCAACUGUAGUCACAAGAUGCACAGAAUAACUCCAAAAUCUACAUGUGGUCCAACAUGUGCAUGAAGGCAAGUAGAGCAAAGAGGAAGAAGUGACAUGGCAUGAAGGUAUUUAUAACAAAUGCUAUUUCACUGACAGUUUGCCACUUUAUUACUUUGUCGAAGCUCUCAUCAUGCAUUUGCACAUGCACUGGAGAAUAUCGAGGUAUCAGCCACUUCUUCUGGUAGCUGGACCGGAUGAAAUCGAACAAACAACUCUGGUUAGUACAAGCUGUGGUUAGUACAGGCCAAUUCACAUUGAAAUCUCAUAUGAAGCACAUUUGAGGGCCGAAACAAACCCUAUGUAUCUAAGCAUACACAGAUGACAACACCUGUCUAAAACUUUGCUAAUGCACAUUCCUGCUGUACAUACUCAACAUGUGUUCUUGCAUUUCUGUGGCAGUUAUGUGGCUCAGUACUCAAGGGGGUGGUAAAAAAGUCUUUAAAAUUUUUGAAACUUUUCCAAUAAAUUACCAAAUCAUGGUAAUCAGAAAAUCGAAGGACCAAGCAUUUCUAGAAUAGAAGGAUAGCCGUAGCCACUCGCAGCAUCCCCGCAACGGACAUCCUUCAACCUUUUCUUCUCCGAAGCUGUUUCUAUUUUCUCUUGACAUUUUUUUUGUGACUAACAGAACACACAGUUUCUAGCCAGGCAUUUCAAUUGCUGUUUGACUGGAGUGACACAUCACAUAUAUGCUUGUAUGAGCAAACCAGCUCUGCAAGAGCUCUCAUCAAACUGCCAUAUGUGUCGGGGAGAAACCGGCCUCUGCCCUUAGCCGAAUAUAGCGCCCCCUUGCUGCAAUGCUCAGAAUUCAGCUUGUGCUUGUGUUGCAUUAUAAAUUUUGCCGUGACACAUUUCUGAAUGCAACGAAAUGUGAAAUCUAGUUUGCAUAGCUCAGAGCAUAUUCGCUUGUGUAGAGCCGUAGGGUAUGUUUCAGCCCUUUUCUGUGCACAUGCUUCUGUUUUAACAACUGUUGAAAUCCACACGAGCUGUUAGAUGCACCGUGAAACUAUACACCUCUCUGGAAUUUUUGCCACACUUUCAGUUUCUCUUAUCCGUGACCUUCUUUUGAUGCUUAUUUAGGCCCACUCUCAAAGGUGAUCUCAGCAUCAUUGAAAGAUCCAAUAACUCUACAUACUCCUAUAUAUACAUAUGAAACGCAAACAGUUUGAAAAGUUUUUGGGCGUGGUGGUUUAGUUCUCCAGCAGUAUGUAGCGGUUUGGUAUAAAUAUAGACAUGGCAGAGAUUGCAUUUUGCAAGGAAACUAAUAAUUUUACCUGUUUGCUUGCAGUGUGAUCAGGCAUAACGUAAGCAUUCAAUUCCAUCGAUAGAAACACAAGUGACAAAUUGGCAUUUAUUGUGUUUUGUAAACAAACUACUGAAUAUAACUUAUAUACUAUUCCAAAAUUAGUCUGAAUCUUUUGUUUUAGUGUUUAAGUGUUUAUACCAAGAAAACAUGGCAAGAGUAGGGGUGGGCAAUAACAUAAAAAAAAAUUAAUGAAAUAAUAAUUGUGGUAAUGCUGUAUCCUGAUGCUGAGUACAUAAAAUAUACUUUUAAAUUUGUGAUUUCUACAGGUAGAUUUUAUAGGCAUGCAUAUCAACAGUUCUAUCGUGAUCUCAAUAUUAUAAGGUUCUAUCUGCCAUUUUGGCCAAAAAUGAGAUAACCACGAAAACUUAAUCACUGGGUAAUACUUUAUCCUAAUCUGGCGUUAUUUUUAAUUUUUAGGUUUUUGGUGUAAUAUUUGGAAAAGAAAUUAAAGUUCUCCAAACCAAAUCUACAAACUCACAUAUAAACAUGGUAUAAGGUUCUAUCUUCCAGACAAUCGUUAUCCUGGAUGAACACAGCAUGAACAUGGCCUUGGCCAAACAACGUACACAUUUUGUUGACAGAGAAGAACAGACUUGAUGCCUCAGUAUGGCAAGCCGAAGCAGAAAGUAACUUUUAGUUGUACAUAUUCUCCAUGAGACUAAUAAAAAUUCUGUGUACAAAACAGUUACAGCGCAGGUCUACUAUACUCACUGGAUUUACAAUUUAUAAAUAUCCGGGCACAUUAGAAAGUCUUCAGCAUGGUGGAAAGCUAAUAUUGUGGCUAAAAUCAGCUAACAUCAGCUGACAUUAGCUAGCUACAUGCACUGUGCUUAAUUACCUGAAGUUUCCAGUAUAAACGUCUAAAGGUCAACUAGCAGAAAUGUAAAAUGUUUUUUCACAACAAACAAAACAAUGUAUUGUAUGUUCUGAUGUAUUUUAGUAUUGUUAAAUGUUUUAAAGUGAAAUUUCAAAAUAAAAUAUUUUGUUUUAAGAGCAACUUCAGUUUUUUUUUAAUUAAAUAUCUUGUAUUUUAAAACUUAGAGAAUACAUUAAGAAAAAUAAAACCUAUUGAAAAGUACAGUACUUAUGAUCAAAAUGUGGUCUUAUUAGGCUCAAAAUGUCUUUCUCUGCUGAGUUUAUUUCCAGACAUUAAUUAUUUAAUGAGAUUAAGAGAUUGCCUUAUAAGAAACAGCCAGAUAGAACCUUAUAAUACCAGUCAGUAUUUCAUCUUACAGAAUAAUAACGUUCUACAGGCAUUUGGUCACUGUUUAAAAAUCCUCUUUCUAAAUGUCUCAAUCUUUCCGUAAUAUAAAUGUGAAGUAACCUUGUUGUGCUGUAUAUAUAAAUUUCAGGAUUUUAGUGGUUUGCUAGCUGGAAAUAUCAAACAGCUCUUCACCCAGGUAGAACCUUAUAAUACUAAGUUCAUGAUAUGUGAAAUAAAUAAAUUGAGACUGUUCUCUCUUUAGGUCCUGUUUAAUUACAGAUAUGAGCAAUAUUAUUUACAAUAGUCAUUCACACUGUAUGAAAUGGACAGGUGGGCAAAGGGAUGGCAGAAGGAGCAGUAGUUCCUGUCCUGCACAUCAUUUAUAAUGUCCUACAACAUUUUAGUUUUCACAUUUUGUUUGAUUAAAACAACACACACAAUAUUAAUGUUUUUAUAUUAGGAUAGCUUUUCAAUAGCAAUGGCCAGGAACGAAAGUGCACCCACUCAUCCCUAGCCAAAAGGAUGUAUGCACUCUCUGUGCGUGGCUGUAGCGUGGCUUGUGAACUUUAUAUCAUUCUGUUUAUAUUCUUCAUUUACCUUCUUCACAUUUUCUCUUUAAUGCCAUUCGAUCUCUGUGUUAGACGGAUAUCUGUAUAUUUAAACCACUGCAUGUGUAUUUUGGACAGUUGGCAUUGAAAAUAAAACUGCGGACAUUUGUGUUCAAGUGUCCGCAUUAGUGAGACUACCACUAAAAUAUAUAACAUAAAAUCUACUUACAGAGAAAACAGAACAUACUUGCUAUAAUUCAGCUGAUUAUAACUACCACUAAAAUCCAAGU